GAAGGAGCUUUCAGAGACCAAGGACCAUCUCCACUUCUUGCAGACUUUCUCAUCUCGCUGUGUCCUUCCUACUGAUGGAAGGACAUUGGAAGGAAGGAAUGGAAGGACACUGAGCUUCAAUGUCAUCGCUAUAUCUCAUCUAAGGACCUGAGAAAGGAGCUGUCAGGUCUGAAAAAGAGUCUGGAGAUGAUCAGCCGGUGGGUCAUCAUGACAAGGACUCCAUCAGACUUCUGUCCCCUCACACUGGACGUCAACACGGCAAACAGAUACCUCCAUCUGUCUGAAGGGAACAAGAAGGUGACAUGGGAGUGGACAAAAACUGAAUAUCCUGAUCAUCCUGAUAGAUUUGACAAGUGGUCUCAAGUUCUGUGCACAGAGGCUCUGACUGGGACUCGCUGUUACUGGGAGGUGGAGUGCAGUGGAGACUUCAUGGUGAUUGGAGUCGCAUAUAAAGGACUGGGCAGGAAAGGAUGGGACUGUGAGUGCGGCUUUGGACAGAACGACAAGUCCUGGUGUUUGUGGUGGUCUCUUUUCUGGUACUUUGUGCGUCAUAAUAACCAGUGGACUGUAAUCGGCGCCCCCCACAGCCCCAGAAUAGGUGUGUAUCUGGACUGGCCUGCUGGCUCUCUGUCAUUUUAUAGCAUCUUACACACUGAGAAAUACAAUCCCAGCACUUGCCACCUGCAGAAAUUCUCAGAAGACUCCUCCAUCAUUGGGUGCAUUAAAUAUGGAGACGAGUCAAAGCACAGGAGGCUUUUGAAGGACUUUAGCUUCUGGUGCUGGGAGAACCACCUGCUGAUCGAAUAUCAUCAGGACAAAAGAGUUGGUGGUGGACUUCUGGCAGGCCAAAGAGCCUUUGAGACCACUCGCUGUUCAGAGGGAGGACGUGCAUGUGGUGCAGAGCACAAAUACCUGUAG
Molecule: messenger RNA, 918 nt
Organism: Polypterus senegalus (gray bichir)
Lineage: Eukaryota; Metazoa; Chordata; Cladistia; Polypteriformes; Polypteridae
Product: stonustoxin subunit beta-like
Exons: 4
Coding region: 187-918 (243 amino acids)
Molecular function (GO): protein binding
Source: RefSeq, a predicted model, not a curated record